GCCGCCACCUGCUACACCACACAGCCCCUCCUCAGAAGAGACAUUCAGAGCCGUCGGACCUGAGCAGCCGACGUGGAACAUUAUAUUUCACCCUGAAACCGGAGGGCCUACCGCUGCGGUUCGUGUGACGAGCAAAUGGGAAACUUACAGAGCAUGAUGGUGCCCAGGGCGGCGGCGGGGGUUUUGAUCAUGAUCCCGGCCGUGUCUGCGGCUUCCAGCUCGGGUUGGAGUGGAUGGGAAGUGGGAUCCACCAGCACCUGGGAGUGGGGGUUAUCAACGCUCCGUUGGACACUGUUCCAGAUCCUGGUGGUGCGCCUCCUGAAGAAGAUGUCGAUCGAUGUGGCUGCGAUAAGAGCCUCUCAUGAGGCAAACCAGCUGAACGCACAGGGACCGGGUAGAAGGGAGUCGGCUGCCCCACCCGGCGGGCCCCAAAACGCUCGCCCUAUCGGUGCUGCCGGUAACGGCAUGCAGGAGGCCGGCGUCCAAGCUCCCGCUCCCGCUGGGCCCCAAAACGCUCGGUGGUUCACCUGGCUCACCGACCCUGUCGGUGCUGCUUUCAACGGCAUGGGGGGGGGACUACCCGGCAUGGAGGAGACCCCCACACACGGCACCGAUGCUGCCGUUAAUGACAUGGAGGAAGCCGCCCCACACAACAUGGAAGCUGCCCCACACAACAUGGAGGAGGCCGCCCUAGACGACAGGGAGGAGCCUCAGUGAGAGCAGGGGCAAAGCACGAAUACUUUAGUGUAGUGAGCAAAUGGCUUGUCCGCCAGUGCACUGCAGGAUUAGUCUUCUGUAGAAACUAUCAUUGGGGCGGGGCGAGGGUUGAACAGUGCAAGCAAUAGGCUUGUCAGGCAGAGUUUGUGAGGACGAGAAACCAUCAUCAGUUUAGUUUAGGGCAGGGGGGGAGGGAGUUUCGUGAUGAUGUUAAUAGGUAUCAUGAGCUACCGCAACAUAACAGAAGGCGCGGGGUGCUACGCGAAAUUACUGGUGCCCGACCCGUCCUCUUUGUCGUUGUUGACAUCUAUUGUUUAGCCCAAGGUUUUAACACCAGUUUCGGUUUCGUCGACAAGCGAGUACCGUUGGCGAACAGAGUCAGCACGGAGAAGGAUGACUCUUCCAUUAUUUGGUCAAAAACCAAAAUGGCCUCAUCCGUGUCGGCAUUGUAUUAUGUCGUACGUAUUGACGUCGCUGCAUUUCCAGCAGUGGAUGGUUACAACCUUCGGGGGAUCAUGUUGCUCUUAAGUGAUACGCAUGAUACGCAUGGACCGGCGAUUUUACGGUCUGUUAUCUCGUGAUGUGCCGUGUUUGCAGUUUGCGCGUGUGGUGUCCGCGUUGGAUUGGUCCUAUUGACUGUAGGACUUAAAUUGAAGCUUGAAGCAGCCAACAACGCGAACACUGGAGUUCGUCCCCAAACAACAAGGGAGCCAACAGCUUCAGAGAGGUUUGAUUGCGAACGAGCGAAGCACGUUCUACGCUAUUCCCUUGAGUUUCCCCAGCGGGAACAAGCUUGCUGUUACCAACGGUUCGGUGUGGAUGU
Ectocarpus sp. CCAP 1310/34 is the source of this 1540-nucleotide messenger RNA. The record is from the annotation of a GenBank genome assembly. Lineage: Eukaryota; Phaeophyceae; Ectocarpales; Ectocarpaceae.